Messenger RNA from Aspergillus pseudotamarii, 150 nucleotides. RefSeq lists its product as uncharacterized. The record is from RefSeq and is a predicted model, not a curated record. The transcript has 3 exons. NCBI's taxonomy places the organism in Eukaryota, Fungi, Ascomycota, Eurotiomycetes, Eurotiales, Aspergillaceae. Bases 1 to 150 code for a protein of 49 amino acids. Gene Ontology annotation, biological process: carbohydrate metabolic process. Gene Ontology annotation, molecular function: carbohydrate binding; hydrolase activity, hydrolyzing O-glycosyl compounds. Gene Ontology annotation, cellular component: extracellular region.
AUGAAUGAAUGGACCCCCGGCGUGCAAUAUAACCAGUCUGAUGUGGUAGUCUACCAAGGCAAAACUUAUAAAGCUAUUCGGCCUCACAUGUCUCAGAGCGAUUGGGUGCCUGAAAUUACCCCCUCCCUUUGGGUACUAUUCCACGACUAG